UUUACAUUUUGACUGGAAGUUGCGUGGUAAGGUAAAAACGCGUGAUUUCUUCCAAAUUCGUCAUGUUCCAUAAUGGUUUUCAAAAAAACUGGUCUCAUCUUAUUACUUACGGUUUGCUUAGCCGAUAUUAACUACGACUACGCCCCGACACAAAGUACGCCAGAGGAAGAUGGAAGCACAGUUGAAAGUCCUCAAAGGACCAGUCGGACCAAUUCGAGUGAUCUGCACGAAGUACUUGCAAGGAGGACAUUUAUCGACAACUGUUGUAGUGGAGAGACUACUUGUCCGGGGCUAUCAUCUCUGGAACAAGUCCGCGCUUUUGCAGACACAAGAGACGGGAAAAUGAUGGACAGUUUGCGAAUGGCGACCAAGUACUCUCGCUCGCGGAUUAUAACACUGCAGCCAUAUAAAAACUUGAUAUUUGCGAUUGAGGGUCCAACGACACCAUUCCAUCGGCAACUGACCCCUAGAAUGUCGCUAACAAGUACUACAAGAAGACGGCGACGGAGAACCUCGACUACGCGGUUAAGAAGGCGCCGCCGCACAACCACCCCAUACUAUGACUAUUACUACGACGACACCACAACUGCCAUAAGGCGUAGGAGGCGCUCAACCACUAAAACGACUCCUGCGUACUAUGACGAUUAUUAUUAUGAUGAGAAAACGACUCGGAGGAGACGAACGUCAACUUCUUCUCCGGCGACGUCAACUCUAUCUGCGAAAGGAAAAGUGGAUGAUUAUUACGACUACGCAACAGUCACCAGAAGGAGGAGGAGGCGAACGUCAACAAAGGCUCCUGAGUAUUACUACGAUGAUUACUAUGAUGCACCUACAACCAGAAGACGACGGAGCUCCACAUCGCCAACAGCAACCACGCUUGGCGCGAACAACAGCACAAUUACUAGCAGUAUAUCUGCAGUCUCGACAUAUAUAAGUUUGGCAAGUGCAAAAACAAUUCUGAAAAAUGAUAACAAGGAAGAAACAAGCCAAAGUUCAAAAUCAACAAAUGCGCCCCAGGUUGAUGAUUCGGAUCCAUGAACUGUUUCUUUUGAUUGAAUA
Molecule: messenger RNA, 1059 nt
Organism: Neocloeon triangulifer
Lineage: Eukaryota; Metazoa; Arthropoda; Insecta; Ephemeroptera; Baetidae
Exons: 5
Coding region: 73-1038 (321 amino acids)
Source: RefSeq, a predicted model, not a curated record